Molecule: messenger RNA, 4548 nt
Organism: Wasmannia auropunctata (little fire ant)
Lineage: Eukaryota; Metazoa; Arthropoda; Insecta; Hymenoptera; Formicidae
Product: adenylate kinase 9-like
Exons: 1
Coding region: 351-4415 (1354 amino acids)
Biological process (GO): UDP biosynthetic process; CDP biosynthetic process
Cellular component (GO): cytoplasm; nucleus
Molecular function (GO): ATP binding; UMP kinase activity
Source: RefSeq, a predicted model, not a curated record
UCUUGACUAUAUUCAUGUGAAUCUUGAGUGACGUUAUUAGAAUUUAAGCCACGAAUAUCCUCUCGAAAAUCCUUCUUUCCUGACUCUAACAUUAUUAUAUUAUUAAAAUAUGCUUUUUUUAAAUUGUCCGUCGCUAAUUAUUUUUUAUCUUAUUAAUAAUCGAUCUCUACUCAUUUAAAAUGGCACUAUCUUAUUUAUCAUAUAUAGCGAAAUAAUAAUUUAGACAGCGCAUGUAUAAAUCGUUUCGUAAAUACGUAAAUCAUUUCGACUUCGCUUGUUUAACCUUUCAUACGUACACAACCACGUGACAAAAUAUUGAAAUUAAAAUCGUCGAUGUAAAUUAUCCAAAAAUGUGCGACGAGCGUCUAGAAAAAAUGCCGAGACGGGAUCAUGCCGAGGAAGUUUUUGUUGACGAAUCGUUUAUCACGAAAAAGAGCUUUCUACAAUUAAUCGGAGAUUCCCGUGGUGUGCAAAAGAUUUCUGCACACGUACCCUCCACAGUCGUGUACCCGAAGGCUAAUUUAUAUUACGCUUUUGCCGAGGAUGUACAUCCGAUGGAAAGGAUUGUCACCGUUUCGAAGCUUCUUGAAAAGGAAAAGCUCUCACCGCAAGCAAUGUCUCGCAAAGAACACUUUACGAAUCAGGAUCCUUAUUUGAGAGACGAAGACGCUGUUGAACAUUAUCUUAGAACUGACCCAGUGAAUUUUGUUAUUUUUGGAAAACCUGGAUUAGAUCACGCCAGCGUAGCGUCGGCGGUAGCCGGCGCUUGGAACUGCGUUUCAAUUUCCCCCACGUCGUUGAUUCGGCGAGAGAUCGAUGCAGGCACCGAUAAAGGUCGAUACUUGGAAAAAAUUUUACGGCUCGGUAGAUCAGUAGGACCGGAAAUCCUUACGAAUUUGAUACGCUGUAGAAUCGGGACGCGGGACGUCAAACACCGAGGCUACGUCAUUGGGUGUUUGCCGUUUAUUUCUAGCGACGGGAGCCUCGAUUAUACAUCAUAUUCCAGCCCCGUCCUGGAUGCAGACGGCACUUAUCCGGAAUUCUGCGAGAACGCGGCGGUUGAGUCUCGCGAGGCGCACGAAGGUCGGAUCACCUUCGAUAAUUCAGAUUGUAGGACGCAGUUUGAUUACGAGCGAGAAAUCCCUCGACAGAUCGACGAAAUAUUCACCGUGUGGCCGAGAAAACCCGUGGUUAUUAUUUAUCUCGUGUGCCCGAGGCAGGAUGUCGCGAGUAGGUGUUCGCGCCGGCGCAUGGAUUAUCCAACGGGCGAUAUUUUUUAUGACAAUGAAUUUGCGUCCGAAUCCGAAUACGACGAAUCGGACACCACGCUUGACUUCUCCCAAGUUGCGAACGGAGGACUGGCCGCGGAUGACGAUAAGAGGUCGGUGAGACUAAUAUCCGACGUGACGCGCAAUGUUGAGACGCAAUGUGACCUUUACGAACGAUUGGCGUUACCCGUAAUCGAUAAAUGGAUCCUCGCGCAUAAUCCUCAGUAUGUAAUUCGCGUGGACGGUCGCAGCUCCGUGCGACGAAUACUCGAAAUUCUCGAAACGCGUUUACGUACCUUGGCAUUACUGCCGUCGAUCCUUCCGAAAGGAAUGAUCGAACGGAAUAACGCAUCACGUCUUCUAGAAGUAUCUUCCGAAGUUAGCGAUGAGUUCAUGAAAAAAUCUGUUGAAGAGGCUUUCGAGAUUCUGAGACAGCGAGAAGUUGCGUCGCUCGAAUUUCCCUGGAGACUUUCCGCGUGGAAGUUUUACUGCCCCGUCGAGCUGGCUCAAGGACGAACCGUUAAGGGACUCGCGAAGCACGCGGUGCGAUUCUUGGAUAAAAUCUUCUUCCUCUCUUCUCGAGAAGCCGAAAACUUAUUCAUCGAAAACCCGAGAACUUUUUUAUUACCGCCGAAUCCGCGGCCGACCUGCAAGAUAGCGGUGUUCGGGCCGAAAUACGCUGGUAAAUCGAAACUAAGCGCAAAACUGGCCGAAGUUUUCGGCGGAACGGUCAUAAAUAUUGAUGAGAUUUUUAAAGAAUUAGUUGAACAACAAAGUGAAAAGUACGUGUUUCAAGAAUACGAGAACGAUUUGAAUAUAGAGAAAGUUUCGCUGAAGCCUAUUGAUAUAUCGGUUGAGGAAAAAGUUGAUAUUAUUAUACAGAACAUUAGGCAGAUACCCGACGAAAAGUUGGAAGAUGAGCUUCGAAGAGACGGUGGGUAUGUCCUCGAUGGAAUGUGCACGGACGUCGAGGUCUGGCGAAAAAUUGUUGACGCUAACGUUGCAUUCGAGGACGUUGUCGUUUUAUUCGAAGAAGAGCCGUACGCCUACUUGCUGAAUAAAUUUCGCACUUUCUUUCAUCUCGUCGAUUCUACAUCUGUGAUCCGUAUUGAUACGGAGGCGGAUCGUGAGGAACGCGAAAUGUUGCAUGAAGAUGCUGAAUGGGAGUACCUUGAACAUUUAACGCGAUUCGAAUCGGAAUGGACGAGAUUCGAGGAACAAAUUCCUGAAUUCCGAGGAAAUGUGAUAAAAUGUAACCUCGCGGAUAUCGAAGAUAUAACGGAAUAUGUGAUAAAUUACAUCAGAGGUCGUUUCGAUGUCGUAACUACCGCUGCGAAGACCGAAGAAAAAAAUAAAAUAGAUGAAAUACUGAAAGAGACAGCAGUCGUGGAGAACGAAGCAAAUUUAGCUGAUAAAGAUGCUGAAGAAGAAAAGAAGGAAGAAAAUCUUACAUACACCAUCGAUCUUGCCGCAGCCGAACGACUACUCGACUGUGGCUAUUAUUUCUUCAGUUCCUUCGGUCGGUGGUGUCCCGUGCAAGUAUAUACCAACGAGAUACCGAUUUCAAUGUUUCUACCGAUGAAAGCUCGCGAUCAGAUUUUUCCCGUCGUACACCGUCCGUAUAUUUAUUUCCUUGCGGGCGAAAAAGCGCUCUCCGCGUUUCUGAAUAAUCCCGCGAAGUACCUCGCGCAGGAUCUCCGUCCGCCGCCGCUUCUUCCGCUUCGAAUCUCCAUCGUCGGACCGCCGAAAUGCGGAAAAACAACAUUGGCGAAUCGCUUCGCGAAAACGUACGGCAUGCAGAUGAUUACUCGCGGCAAGGCGUUGCGUCAUAUAUUGAAACACUAUCCGUGGACCGAGUCGGCGCGCAUAAUCGAGAAUCAGCUCCGAGCCGGUCAGGCCGCUUCGAUCGAAUCUGUGGCACGUGCCGUCGAAAUGCUCGCUAUAGGACCGCGCGCGGCAACUCAGGGUUACAUUCUGGACGAUUGUCCGUCGAGUCGCAAGGAAGCCGAGCAACUAGCCGUUUUAGGUAUACAGCCAAUGCUCGUGCUCGAUCUCAAGGCGGAACUGGAGUUCUGUCUCGAAUGCCUCUCCUGGGAUAACGACGACGCGAGAAGUCCGUUGAAUUUCUCCGCCGGUUUCCUGUCGCGGCGUUACGAGGUCUGGCAAACGGGCCAGGCGAGUUUUCGAGACUGGCUAAAGAGAUUCUCGCGGAAUGUAGUCGAAUUGGAUGCUGCCAAGAGUAAGUGGCACGUGUGGACUCGCGCAGAUCACGCGGCACGCUCACGAUUUGCCGACGUCGCUCUCUACUUUCGCGAGGCGAACUUGGACAAGGUUCACAGUCUAAGGCACAUGUGCGUGUCGCCCUACGAAUUUCGAUUGCGACAGAGUCGAUACGAGUCGUACUGUCCAGUUUGCCUGUCCCGCGAGAACAUCCUGAAGACCUCCGACCAAUCGAUAACUGAUCAAGGAAUGGUUCAGUUCAGAGAACACUUUUAUUGGAUUUGUCCGCCACAUAUGGACGCCUUCGUUGAGGAUCCGCUGCAUUAUCUUUCACCUGCUACUGCGUCUCUUCUCGACGAGCGACCGCGGCUGUUGCGGGAGACGGUCGACGUGGAGCACGCUUGUUGGGCGCGGCGUCUCCAAGUCGGCGGCAUGUGUCUUGUAACUUACGUCGACGGCCUGCCGGGCCGUAAGCUGACGCCGGGCAGAGUCGAUUUGGGCGUUAUCCUCAGGGAUAAAGUGUACCUCUUCUGCAGCGAGGAGUGUCGCGAAAAGUUUCUCGCGCGGCACGACAAAUACUCCGAAAUGGACAUCGCAUUCCCCCGCGAACUCCCGCCGAUCGAAGUGCGACGUCUGCCGGAUCUGGGUUACCUGGAGCAAACGGUGGCGAGAACGCUGGUCGAGGCCACGAAUCUGGUCGGCGCUCGUCGCCCGAAGAUAUUCGGCUUGUCGGCGGCGAUCAGCGCCGCGAUUUACAUCGGCGUUUACUUGAAAACGCGAAACGUGACCGGAGACUCGACCGAGGUGGAUAUCUACGAGACCGCGCGCAAGCGAAUCGCGGAGCGAAGCAGACUUAUAAAAAUCGUUACCGACACCAUGAAGAAGAAGCUGAAUCCCUAUGUAUCCGUGCCAAAAUAUUCCCGUUAAAUUUUAUUUCGUUGUACGUGAUCGUCCGUGCAUGAACACAUUUAGUUUAAGCUGUGAAUAUCUGUAUAUCUUCUACGAAAUAUCGUUAAUCGCUUUAAUCGUCGAGAGAAUUCAAGCUAUCCGAUUUUUCUUU